UUUCCAUGACUACUGAUUAUAGCUUUUAUCAUAACCGCGUAAAGUUGAAUAUCGAACUGAAAACUUUUUAAUUCUACUUUGUCACGAGGCAUUCGAGUAACUUUGUUUAGUUUAAUUAAUAAAACAUUAAUAAAAGUACAAGUACAGGACAGGAUGACCGAUUGUUUAAUAGUUUGGUAUUUUGUAAGUUAUCUUAGUUCAAGGCGACUUCUCGGUUCAAUGAUAAGCGUGAGUUUGGAAUGAUAAAAAGAACGAGAAUGAUACAAUUUUAUCUAAAAUCAACUCGUGUUGUUGCAACGACGUUCACGUUAUUCAGCUGCCGGCGUUCAGUCUGAGUAGUAGCGUUAGUGGGUUAUUUUGCGGGAAAAUAUAUUUUUUAAAUUAAAAUAAUGGCAUACAUUGUGGAUUUGAGAUCCGACACUGUGACAAAGCCCACUGAGGCUAUGAAGCAUGCCAUGACAAAUUCUGCAUUGGGUGACGAUGUUUACGGAGAAGAUCCAACAGUAAAUGCACUGGAAAGUAAGAUAGCAGCUAUCUUGGGGAAGCAGGCGGCCUUGUUCGUACCUUCUGGUACUAUGGCUAAUUUAAUUGCAAUCAUGGUGCACUGCAAUAAACGAGGGUCGGAGGCUUUCGUCGGGAAUCUAUCACAUAUCUACAAAUAUGAACAAGGUGGCGCUGCACACGUCGCUGGUGUCCUCCUGUCUACCCUCACCAACAAGCCUGAUGGGACAUUCGACCUUCAGGAGCUGGAGUCCAGGAUCAGAGGCACGGACGUGCACGAGCCGGUUACCAACCUGGUUACCGUGGAGAACACGCACAAUGUCUGCGGCGGUAAGGCGCCACCGCGUCGCCGCCGGCCACACGACCCGCUCACGGCGCUUGUCGCUGUGGAGAACACACACAACGUCUGUGGCGGUAAGGUCCUACCUUUAAAGUUCCUGGACGAUCUCUCAGCGCUCUGCAAGCGCCACAACCUGCCCAUCCACAUGGACGGCGCGCGGCUGUUCAACGCGUGCGCGCACCUGCAGCAGGAGCCGGGCCGGGUGGUGCGCGACUGCGACAGCGUGUCGGUCUGCUUCAGCAAGGGUCUGUCCGCCCCUGUGGGAUCCGCACUCGUCGGCUCCUAUCACUUUAUUGACCAAGCACGUCGUAUGCGCAAGAUGUUAGGCGGUGGGAUGCGGCAAGCGGGAGUCCUGGCCGCCGCCGCCAUAGUGGCUCUGGAUGAAGUGGUGCCGCUGCUCAAACUAGACCACAAGCGGGCACAGAUAUUAGCUAAAGUGAUCGAGGGUUUAUUCCUGAAGUCGUUCACGGUGGACGUGGAGGGCCAGCACAGCAACAUCGUGCUGGUCCGCCUCCCGCCGCACAGCGCGCUCGCGGCCGAGCAGGUGGUGGCCAGGCUCGCGCAGGUCUGCCUGGCUGAGACACAGGGAGACUGCAAAACAACAAACGACGAAGGUGUGAUAGUGAAAGCGAUCUACUUCAACAGCAAGACGCUGAGGUUCACGAUACAUCGGGAGAUCAGCGAUGAGGACCUGUGGCUCGCCAUCAUGAAGAUCACAUAUGUCUUCAAGGAGUUAGAUGCUGCUGCUGCUUAGAGCAGAAGAGACUGGGACCUGGAUAUAGAGAAAGUAAAUGGUACUAUGUAUGCUAGUGGCUGUAACACUUGAUGAUAGUAGAAAGUCAAUAUAACCUGUUUUUUUUUAAUAAAUACUAUUUUAAUGAAGUAUUGUCGUGGCUUUGGAACAUCCAGAAUUGAAUAGAGAUCAUGACUGUAUCUGAUUUACUCUGCAUAAAAAAAUAACCUUUUUUAAUAAUGGUAAUGGCACUUAUGGAUAAAGAUAACCUUUGUGGUCUUAUGAAAAAUUAAGUCAAAUAUCUUGUAUAUUGUCUUACGUAAGUAACCUGUAAUGUUUGACCCAACUCCACGUGUAAUAAUUUUAUACGAAGAAUGCUAGUAAUUAGAAUAAUAAUUACUAUAAUACGUAUUCCUUUUUUAUAGCGUUAUGAGAUGUACACGUAAUUGGGCAAAUUUUUAUAUAUAUAUAUAUAUAUAUAUAUAUAUAUAUGUAUUAUUACAUAUCUUUUACUGUAGGAAGUCAUCGUUUUUAUAACUACAGUUACAAAUACUUGAUGUAAAA
Messenger RNA from Trichoplusia ni (cabbage looper), 2138 nucleotides. RefSeq names its product probable low-specificity L-threonine aldolase 2. The record is from RefSeq and is a predicted model, not a curated record. The transcript is spliced from 8 exons. Gene Ontology annotation, molecular function: L-allo-threonine aldolase activity. Gene Ontology annotation, biological process: L-threonine catabolic process; glycine biosynthetic process. Gene Ontology annotation, cellular component: cytosol. NCBI's taxonomy places the organism in Eukaryota, Metazoa, Arthropoda, Insecta, Lepidoptera, Noctuidae. The coding region runs from base 390 to 1595 and encodes 401 amino acids.